CUACCUCCCACUACCACAAUCUUCCAAUCACUCUCUCCCCCAACUCAACGCGCAUUUAUCUGUCAUAAAUAGAGUAGGAGAACGCCGCUGACAGUGGUGUGGGUAAACGUAGAUCUCAUCCAGACGUUUCAGAACCCCUCGAGAGUGUACCCCACUUGCUCUUCCGGGCCAAGUAAAUAAAUCAUCGUUCCGUCGAAAAAAUUUACUUUCCACCAGUGAUCAACUGAUAAAUCCUGUUUUCGGGAAUUUCGUGUGAGGUUAGGUCCAGGUGAACUGUCGAUUCGUAGGAUCUCCAGUCAUUCAACCCCAAAAAUAACAACAACAAGAAAACAAAUAGUUGCAGAAAGUGACUCUCCGACGAUAUUUCUCGUCAAUCGUAUUUUUGUCAGUGACUCUUUCAUUAUUUAGUUGGCGAGAGUAAUGCCAUGAUACUUCUCGUGUAAAGAGCAAGAUUUCUCUCUGGUGAAGUGGGGGAGCAAGGAUUUGGAGAAAUUUUUUGGGUUAUUUUUGGAGGAACAUGUUUGGGUGGAAAAGUACCAGCUACUUUGGACUUCUGAUUGUCUUUGCGGUUGUCAUAGAUUGCCAUGGACAAGUGGGCAAACCGUGUCAGACUGACUCGGUGGGUUCAUCGGAUUCCUGCGGUGUGAAUGAGAGAUGUGUGCAGAGUACAACAUUAAAUAACACUGCAAAAUGCGAGUGUCAGAGAGGUUUUAACGCAGUGGCUGGGGAUUGCAUUGUUGUGUCAACGACAACUGCUUCCCCCACAGAGUCUGCGGAUCACAUAAAUGAGCCCGAAUCUUCAGGCAGUUCUGUAGCAGUUGGAUUACUAGUCCCAACAUUUCUACUUCUCCUCGGUGGCCUUGGAUUCUGCAUUAUUAGACGAUACAGAUUGCUUCCCUGUCGUAGAAAUAUGUAUGGAAAUGUGUUGGUAACACGAGAGGAGGACGAUGACGACGAUCCUCCAAUCGCCUAAGUAAAUGAUUAAACUGAAAAAUCCUAAAGAAACGAUAAAGAAAAGACUGAGAAAUUUUCAACCUAAACAAAAAAGUCUCCAUUGUCAUCGAGAAUUGAAGUAAAACAAUGAUAUUUUAAUUUUAUAAUCCUAAACAUUUAAUUCAAGGGAAUUGAAAGUUCAGCCAUUUUCGCAUUCCCUUGGUUAUCAAAAUUACUGUUUUUAUUUCUUGUUUUCCAACUUGGUGGAAGGAUACCUCUGUUGAAUCGUUAAUCGUUAGAAGUUGAAGGGAAAAAAAACAGUAAUGCCGAGGCCAAAUGUGUAAAGAAGCGCUUAAACGCUUAAAUGCAUAUAUUUAUGUCUACAUGAUAUUCCAAGAGAAAAAAUAAGUCCAUUGAUUGCAGAUAACUUUAAGAUGCAUGUAAUGAAUGCAACUGUUAUUUCUGCAUAAUUAGGUUGUUGCGUGAUUUUUUAAAUGAGUUUUUUAAACAAAGUGAUUCAUAAUUUAGUGAAAAAUACUGUAUACCUAUUUUUUUUAUUUAAAAAACAAAAAUUAUUUUGACAAACAAAAUCGUACCUCAUGAGAUCAUAAGUUAGACGUUUUCAGUCGUAUGUUUUUCAUUUAUUUUUCACUACUUGUUUAAAGACAAACAGGUUUUUAUUCUUUUUCAACACCAAAAAUUGUCAUGCAAAAUCCCAAUUGUAAUUUUAUUUUCCAACACCUAGUAAAUUCGAGUAUCAAUGAGUUUAGCUAUGGUUCAGUGAAACAAAUGCAUAUGUAUUUUUUUUUUAUUAAAAAAUAAUCGAAAGCAUGGGUUAUCUGAAAAAUUUUUAUUCUUCCUCUGAACCAUACAAUUCAAUCGACUAAUACUAUUAUGUAAUCCUGAUGAAGGGUGUACUGGAAAAUGAUUUGAAAAUACUGUUCCUUUGGAGGGACAUUCUAAAUGAUGAUUUUCAAAUCAUUAGUUCUCAUUUUCGUAAAAGAGAUGAAUUUUUCUUCAUCAAUCAGUAAUCGAUUGUGGACUGAGAACAGCAUUUUUUUUUCUCAACAGAUUCUGGAAAACAAAGUGAAUAAAUUUUUGUAAAUAAAUAGUUAAAUGGCUCAAUUCUAGAGUAAUUGAUUGCAUUUCUUGCCAGUUUGUUUACUGUUACAACAAAUUAUAACUAUCAGUAGUUUUAUCCUGUAUUUCGACCUUUACUGUAGAGACAGGAGCAAUUCGUCAUUUUUACCAUAAAAGCACGUAAAUUUAUUAAUUAUAUAUAUGAUUAUUAUAUAUAUAUAAAUGUAUAUCAUUGUAUAAUACAUGAACACUAUUCUUGUACUCUAUUAUUUUUUGUACAGAAAAUGAAAACGGGAGGGUGAGCACAUUGAUGGAACAAAUCGAUUCGAGAAUAGGGACAAGUUUGUGACAGCUUUAAGUCGAUCAUAAUGAUUUUUUUAAUGUUUAAACUGAGGAUAAAUUGUGUUCUUUAUGUCCUCCAAUCAAUGAAAUUCACAGCAGAAUCGAGGGAACAAUUUAACGUGUAUUUUCUUCCCCAAAAACACUGUGAUUUAUACAAUAACCUGGCCAUUAUUGUUUGAUGCUUUUAUUUUAAUUAAAUAAAAUGUUGAAUAAUAAAUUAUCCAUUCAAAUA
Molecule: messenger RNA, 2587 nt
Organism: Diachasmimorpha longicaudata
Lineage: Eukaryota; Metazoa; Arthropoda; Insecta; Hymenoptera; Braconidae
Exons: 3
Coding region: 518-973 (151 amino acids)
Source: RefSeq, a predicted model, not a curated record